CAUCGAUCUCCUGCUAUCUCUUUCUCUCGUUUUUCUUUUUUUCUCUUUUUUUAACCUGCAAGCAACCUGCGCUCUUCUCUCCCUUGCUCUUCUUCAAUCUACAAGCUUUCCCGUUCAUCCCUCUUAUCUCCGUCGGUCGUCUUCUUCCACAUCUUCUUCCCGGCCAAACGGUAAGUCUCCUUCUUGCUCUUCUAGAUCCUCUUCUUUGUUCGUUUUGCUCUGACUCUCUCAUCUCACUCCUCUCAUUUUUUGAUUUGAUUAUGAUGCACUCUCAUUUUUCUCCUUUUCUUUUCAAUAAGCGAUUAAAUGGAGUCGUCGUCGUGGUUCUGCGACUCUCACAAUGGCUUCUAUCAAAAAUCCUUAGCGACAUGACCGAGCUUCGCAAGAUCCAUCCUUCCUCUCUACGUGGCUGCGGGUCUCGAUCGCAACAAUCCCACACAGUUAGCCAAGUUGUUGUGGGUGCUGUCUUGGGAUCCAUCUUCUGUAUUUUGUGGUUAUGGUCUUUUGAUGCUUUUGUUCUACAAGCAUUUGAUUCUAGUUUAUGGGUUCGAAUGGUUGUUGUUCUGGGAGCUGCUGGGUUUUGCCUAAGAUUUCUUGUACAUGUAGUUCGCAAUUGGUUUCGGGAUAAGGAAGAAUUCUCUAAUUAUAAUGAAAUUAUUAAUUAAUAUAUGAAA
Messenger RNA from Carya illinoinensis, 674 nucleotides. Its product is annotated as lipid phosphate phosphatase epsilon 1, chloroplastic-like. The transcript is spliced from 2 exons. Lineage: Eukaryota; Viridiplantae; Streptophyta; Magnoliopsida; Fagales; Juglandaceae. The record is from RefSeq and is a predicted model, not a curated record. Bases 261 to 665 code for a protein of 134 amino acids.